Prosopis cineraria is the source of this 2040-nucleotide messenger RNA. RefSeq lists its product as uncharacterized. Lineage: Eukaryota; Viridiplantae; Streptophyta; Magnoliopsida; Fabales; Fabaceae. The transcript has 6 exons. Bases 1150 to 1722 code for a protein of 190 amino acids. The record is from RefSeq and is a predicted model, not a curated record.
GUAAAAGCAAGAUGGUGAGAUAUACUUGCCACACAGAAAAAAUGUUGAAGCCAUAUUAAUUAAUAUUAGAUCUGUAAAAGAUAUAAACUUGUAUAAAAUAUAUGGAGUUGAAUGCCUGUCAUGCUAAUUUAAUUAUUUGGGUUGUCAUGCAUUUUAGAUAUCAGGUCAUUUAAAAUAUGGUUUCUUUGCAGUUACCAAUCCUGCUGGCAGCUAUGAUUAUUUGUUGUAUAUUUAGAGCUCAAAUUUAAGACCUUUAAUUAAGAGACAUAAAUUCUUUAUUAGUUGAUGUAAGCGCCAGAUAGUUCUUGAAAUAAGCAUUGAAUUUAAACCAAUAGAAGAAUUAAUUUACAUAAUAAUAUAAUAUAAUUUUUUUGUAAUUAUAAUGUACUAUUAAACAUGCAAUAAAUUUUUAGACGAUUAUUUUUUUUUAACCUGAUUAAAAGAUAAUCGUUGUCAAAGAAUCAUAGCUAUAGACAUUGACACAUUAUUCUUUUUUAUAAUAUCUUAAAUAAAAUAUCUAUCAUAUUUUUUAAUUCUUAUUCUUAUUCUUCCCUUCCCAUGGUGGUUGUUUUUUUUAAUAAAUAUUUUCAAGAGGGAAUAUCAAUUAGAUUCCAAAAAAAUUGAUUAAAAGACAUUGAUCUUCCGGACAAAAUUUAAUGAAAAAUAAAUUAUUAAUAUUAAUUUAAGUAAUUAUAAAUGAAAUUUUUUAUUAUAAUUUUAAAAUUAUAUUUAAUAUUUAAAUACUUAUUUAUAAUUAUAUCGAUUGAUAUUUUAAAUUUAUUAAUUUAAUAUGUUGGAACCUCAUUCCUCUUUUUUUUUUUUUUUUGGUUAAUUUUUUAAAGCGUAGUUCACCCGCGAGGCGAUUUCCACGAGGCAACACGGAAACGAACCAUAGAGAAAUCAACUCCAAAGUGCUUUCAUUCCUUGACAAGUAAAGAAGCAUCGAAGACCGGAAAUGUGGUGCAAAGGAUCAAGGACAACGAAAAAGCUCGAAACUUUCAAACGAGCUCAAGCUUAUGAGAGAGAGAGAGUGAGAGAGAGAGAGAGAGAGAUGUGAGAGUGAGUAUAGCAUUCUGGGUUUCUCCCGAUUUUGCAGGUUUUCUUCUGGCCUGGUGAAGCGUUUUCUCGAAGUGCAGAAAGCUCGAGAAAAUGUCGAGAAACGAGGUGGGGGAGAGCGUGCCUAUUCUUUCUUCAAAUAACGGAGUUAGAGCGAGACCGGACCUGUUCUUAGUGGCGUGUAGAUGCUUCAGCUUGCUGACCAGUUUGGCUGCCAUUCUCUGCAUAGUCUUCAAUGUUCUAUCUGCUAUAAGGAGCUUCAAGCACAUAUCUGGUAUUUUCGAUGGCAUAUUUCGAUGCUAUGCGGUUUUGAUAUCUUGUUUGGUAGUUCUGGCUGAAACAGAAUGGAGCUUGAUCAUGAAGUCAUUCAAGGCUUUGGAGUGUUGGCCUUGCAGGGGUAUGCUACAGAUCUUUGUUGCAGUAAUGACAAGAGCCUACCCCAAUUUUGUUGGGGAGCGAACAGAAUCUAUUCUUCAGAACGUAGCAUGCUAUCUGCUUCUUGCUUGUGGUGUACUUUAUGUUGUUUCGGGAAUCCUAUGUAUUAGCUUUAUGAAAAGUGCUCGGGAACAGAGGGAGACCUUAAGAGAGCAAGCAGCUAAGGAUCUGGAGGAGUUGGAACGGCGUAGAGAAGAGCUUGAACGUCUGCUUCUUGCAGAAAGAGUAUGAAAGCUUUUGAAUCAAGAAAUGCCGAAACAGUCUCAUGCUACAUGGUGAAGGUACCUCCAACAAGCAACAGCAACGUCAUUCAGUUUAUGAUAUUGCAUGCGUGAACACUGUAUUUUUACUAUGAACAUGGUACGACAAUGUCGUUUUGUACAUUCUUUCUCUCUGUCACUCUCUUGUAUCCUUUGUAACUAUUGAACCUUGUUCUACUAGUAGAGCAAUUGACUGUAGCCAAUUCCGUGGAAUCUAUGAACACUUCAUGUAAAUACCCUCCUUGACAUGAAAAUAACAACAAUUUGGAGAGUUGUUUUGUAUAGUGUU